AUGGGUUUCUAUUUGGUGCAUUUAUUUCAGGUUCGCAACGCUAAUGAAAAUAAACCGCAUCACUCUUUGGAUUCCGAUUCGCAAACCGUUUCCACUUCGAUGGGGUCUACAAUUACUACAAGUUUAAGUUCGAGACAUUCCUCCUUAAAAGAAAAAAGAGGUAGAAGACGUCUACCAUCACCAAACGAAUCAACCACAUCAACCCCGACAGAAAAACCAAAAAUCCACCGUUGCCGAAAAUCAACUUCCGAUUUAACCGAUAUGACCGAUGACGCCAUGACAGCCACAACUACUGCAUUGAGCAGAUCUGGAUCCAGAAAAAGUUCCAAAGGAGGUUUGGCAUAUUUGGCUAGUAGAAGAGGCUCGAGAGGUUCGAGGGAAUCGAUUUCCUCAGUCCUAAGCAAUGCGUCUAAUGAAGGCCUGGGGCCUUUGAAUUUCCAACAUCCCCGCAACAGGCAGAGACGAACUUCGAAUUUCUUAGAGCUUCCAGGUAACGAUAAUAACUUUAGUAUUAAAAUGAUGAAAUUUUAA
This is a messenger RNA of Ceutorhynchus assimilis (cabbage seed weevil), 531 nucleotides long. The record is from the annotation of a GenBank genome assembly. Lineage: Eukaryota; Metazoa; Arthropoda; Insecta; Coleoptera; Curculionidae.